UUGACAGAUAAAGUGUUUGCUGGAGCAACUGCAGGAUACUUGUAACGAGUUAACUGACGAAAAUGAAAUCAAUAUCAUAAAACAGUAUGCUAUCUAUGCCAAACGUUACACGAUUGCGUUUACAUUGCUUGUUAUAUUUAUCGCAAUUAUUUUAAUUUUGUACCCAAUUUGGUCGCGCGUUUUUUACACCUUACUGUCUAUAAAUGAAACUCACGCACGUAUUUCGCCGCUGCUUGUGACAGAAUACUUUGUCGAUAAAAGAUAUUUCUACUUGAUAUUUUUCCAUACAAAUGCAGCCUUUUUUAUUGGGUUAAUUGCAAUGCUAGCGACAGGAACAAUGUUCAUAGUUUACUUACAACAUGCAUGUGGAAUGUUUCAAAUUACCUGUUAUCGUAUCGCACGUACAAUGACACUCGAAACUCUACGAAAAAACAGCUUGCAAACCGAAUAUUUGAUAUACAAGGGAUUAAUUUGUGCUGUGGAUAUGCAUCGCAAAGCUAUGAAAUUUUCUAACUCGACAAUAUCUAGAUUUAAAAUAAUAUUCGCCUUUUUGAUAAUAACCGGUGUAAUGUGCGGAAGUCUUAAUAUUUUUCUGAUUUUUCAGAUGACAUACUUUGAAUGUGAUAUUGAAGAACUUUCAUUACGAUUAAUAUUUAUGAUGUAUCUCUUGACUUACAUGUUUGUGGCCAACUAUAUUGGGCAAGAAAUUAUGGAUCAUAAUGAUAACGUUUUUGUCACCGUGUACAACGUUCAGUGGUACGCAGCUCCGUUGCUAAUACAAAAAAUGAUACUGUUCCUCUUGCAAAGAGGUACCAAGACGUUCACUAUGAAUAUUGCUGGAUUGUUUGUGGGGUCAUUAGAAGGUGCGGCUACGUUGUUGAGUACUGCAUUAUCGUUUUUUACCGUUCUUCAUUCUGUGCGGAAUUGACCAAAAAACAAAUCAACUAACAGUAAAAUAGUGAAGUAAUGUUACUAAUAGUAUAGUUUUACUAUUAAUAGUAAAAUGAGAAAACUAGUGCAACUUACAUGUCAUAAUCAUAAAAUCACCAAACUGACUAAUAAUUUAAAUAAAAUUGUUAGGAAUAAUAAAAUAUGGAAGUGUUUA
Temnothorax curvispinosus is the source of this 1105-nucleotide messenger RNA. RefSeq lists its product as uncharacterized. Gene Ontology annotation, cellular component: plasma membrane. NCBI's taxonomy places the organism in Eukaryota, Metazoa, Arthropoda, Insecta, Hymenoptera, Formicidae. Gene Ontology annotation, molecular function: odorant binding; olfactory receptor activity. Gene Ontology annotation, biological process: detection of chemical stimulus involved in sensory perception of smell; sensory perception of smell. Bases 320 to 928 code for a protein of 202 amino acids. The record is from RefSeq and is a predicted model, not a curated record. The transcript has 7 exons.